Ilex paraguariensis (yerba mate) is the source of this 411-nucleotide messenger RNA. The record is from the annotation of a GenBank genome assembly. Lineage: Eukaryota; Viridiplantae; Streptophyta; Magnoliopsida; Aquifoliales; Aquifoliaceae.
AUGACAGAGGUCCUCCACUCACCCUCGUCCUCUUCCUCCACUUCUUCCUCCUUUUCACCCACCACCCACAAUGACGCAUUGUUCCAAAGGCAGUCUUUUGUAGAAGAAGAAGAAGAGGAGGACGGAAUUUCUAGGGGGACAGAAGGUGACAGAAAGGAGAAAGAAAAAGAAAGGGAUCAGUUGUCUUUGUUGGCACUGUUGGUGACUCUCUUUAGGAAGUCUUUCUGGGUUGCUUGCAAGACUGAUAGCGAAGAGCUUUGUGGUGGUGGUGGUAUGGAGAUUGGGUGGCCCUCUAAUGUGCGCCAUGUUGCGCAUGUUACUUUUGAUAGGUUUAAUGGGUUCUUGGGUUUGCCUGUGGAGUUUGAGCUUGAAGUGUCCAGGAGGGCCCCUAGUGCAAGGUGGGAGAUUUGA